AUGAACUACACGACAAUCAUGCAAAUUUUGGUUGCACUAGUGCUAGCUAUUUCCGUUCUAACGACGACGACAGUUGAUGCACGCGCCCAUCGUCACAGGAAACGAGGUAAGUAUACUGAUUCGUACAAUGGUUUAGUGUUGAGCCGGAUUAAGCUUCUGGAAAUUAAUUUUUAAUUUUUGAAUACAGGAGUGAUAUUUAUAACUUAAUGUCGUUUUACAUAGUAUUAAGAUAGAGAAGGUGAAAAGACGAAAAUUUUAAAUGUUAAAAGAUAAAUGUUAGAAGACUUUAUCUUUAUAAAACCCAUAGCAUCUUAAUAUAAAAAACUAUAGCAAGCAAAUUAAGGCUUGGUCUUCAAUCUUAACAUUAUGAUUGUUAAUCUCAACAUUUUCAGCUCUACAAGAAGACUACGAAUACAGAGACACUUCCGACUACGACAACAACAACGGUGUAUUUGUUGACCGCGUGCCCAUGAACACGACGCCUUUCCCAAAAAAAAAUCACCAACGAACGAACCGAUUCCCUAAACUGCGAAAAUUCUUCGAAGAGCGCUACUUCCAGUAA
Molecule: messenger RNA, 562 nt
Organism: Bursaphelenchus okinawaensis
Lineage: Eukaryota; Metazoa; Nematoda; Chromadorea; Rhabditida; Aphelenchoididae
Source: the annotation of a GenBank genome assembly